This is a messenger RNA of Dacryopinax primogenitus, 1744 nucleotides long. Its product is annotated as UDP-glucose dehydrogenase. The transcript is spliced from 13 exons. Gene Ontology annotation, molecular function: UDP-glucose 6-dehydrogenase activity; NAD binding. Lineage: Eukaryota; Fungi; Basidiomycota; Dacrymycetes; Dacrymycetales; Dacrymycetaceae. Gene Ontology annotation, cellular component: cytosol; nucleus. Bases 218 to 1633 code for a protein of 471 amino acids. The record is from RefSeq and is a predicted model, not a curated record. Gene Ontology annotation, biological process: glycosaminoglycan biosynthetic process.
ACUUUUAUCGCAUCUGAGAUCGCCUUCCUAAGAACACCGCAGACCAAAAGACGCUAGCGCGAAUACCAGCCACCGGGUCGCGUCGCACGUUCAUUAUAAGCUUUCGUAUCUAUAAUAGAGCCUCCUUCGUGUUCCUCCUUCGCCUCUCUCUCUCUCUCUCUGUCCACUUGCUCACUCUCUCACGCUUAAUCAUAACUCUUUCUGUUCCCUCUCCUAAAUGGCACCCGUGAAGGUCACCAAAAUCUGCUGCAUUGGGGCGGGCUACGUCGGUGGUCCUACCUGUGCCGUUAUUGCGCUCAAAUGCCCCGAGAUUCAGGUCACCAUUGUUGACCUGAACAAGGCGCGUGUCGACGCGUGGAACUCGGAUGACUUUGACCUUCCUAUCUACGAACCUGGUCUGGAGGAGGUUGUUCGCCAGUGCCGCGGUCGCAAUCUAUUCUUCUCCACCGACGUCGAUAAGGGUAUCCUCGAAGCGGACCUCAUUUUUGUCAGUGUGAACACCCCUACCAAAAAGAGUGGUGUGGGCGCAGGCUUUGCUGCUGAUCUCAAUUAUGUCGAGCUGGCUACCCGCCGCAUCGCUGCCGUGGCGACUUCGUCUAAGAUCGUGGUUGAAAAAUCGACUGUGCCCUGCCGCACCGCCGAGUCUAUGCGUACCAUUUUGGAAGCCAAUUCCAAGCCGGGUUGCCGGUUUGAUAUCCUCUCCAACCCGGAAUUCCUGGCUGAAGGAACUGCCAUCACCGAUCUAUUCUCCCCCGAUCGCGUUCUCAUCGGUUCUCUCCAAACCAAAGAGGGAAAAGACGCAUGCCGAUCUCUGACUGACGUUUAUGCUCAUUGGGUUCCGAUCGAACGCAUCGUUACCGUUGGCCUGUGGUCGUCUGAGCUUUCGAAGCUUGCUGCCAAUGCCAUGCUUGCCCAGCGUAUCUCAUCCAUCAAUGCGCUCUCUGCUAUCUGUGAAGCUACAGGUGCCAAUAUCGAUGAGGUCGCCAACGCUGUGGGGAAGGAUUCUCGUGUCGGCCCCAAGUUCUUGCGGGCAUCUGUGGGCUUUGGUGGGAGCUGUUUCCAGAAAGACAUCCUCAACCUGGUGUAUUUGAGCGAGAGCCUCCAUUUGCCUGAGGUGGCCGCGUACUGGAGGCAGGUAGUGGAGAUGAACGAGUACCAGAAGGGCCGGUUCUCAAAGAGAGUGGUUGAUACGCUUUUCAACACUAUCACUGGCAAGAAAAUCGCCAUCCUUGGAUUUGCCUUCAAAGCUGACACAGGGGACACCCGGGAGUCUGCCGCGAUCACCCUUAUCAAGAACUUCCAAGCGGAACGAGCUCUGGUAACCAUAUAUGAUCCUCAGGUGCUGCAUUCACAGAUCUGGUCUGACCUGAUGGAAGCCUCCUCUGGAGUCCCUCUUGAGACCAUCAAGCGCCAGGUCAGCAUAGCAAGCUCAGCUUUGGAAGCUUGCCGCGACGCGGAGGCAGUAGUCAUUGCUACGGAAUGGAAGGAGUUCCGUACGAUAAACUGGGAAGGAGUCUACUCCCACAUGACCAAACCUGCCUUCAUUUUUGAUGGCCGUCUCUUGCUUGAUGCGGAGAAGUUGAGAGAUAUCGGUUUCAAGGUAACUGUAAUCGGCCGAGGCGAGCGUCUUUGAAUCCUCCGUAUAUACCCAGGCGCUGUCUUUCUCUGUUAAAUACCUCUAGAGCCUUAGACGUACUGUUGUAAGAGGCCUGCAGAGCCCACUACAUAAUCAUGUGUUGACAUA